Molecule: messenger RNA, 6909 nt
Organism: Peromyscus californicus insignis
Lineage: Eukaryota; Metazoa; Chordata; Mammalia; Rodentia; Cricetidae
Gene: Pi15
Product: peptidase inhibitor 15
Exons: 5
Coding region: 179-949 (256 amino acids)
Cellular component (GO): extracellular region
Source: RefSeq, a predicted model, not a curated record
UCUCUCUCUCUCCCUCUCUCUCCCUCUGUGUCUCUGUCUCUGCCUCCGUCUUUCUCUGUCUCUCUGUCCCUCUCCCCCCCUAUUUUUUCUUGCUUGCUCAUUUUUGUAAAGAUCCUAACUCUACACUUUUUUACUUUAAAGCAAAGCAAACCCGGUGGACUUUUUUCCACCCCUCAAAAUGACAGCAGUCAGCCUGGCGAUCCUUUUGUCCCUUUUCUGUGAAGCAAGUACCGUCGUCGUCUUACUCAAUUCCACUGACUCAUCUCCGCCAACCAAUAAUUUCACUGAUACUGAAGCAGCCCUCCGCGCACCACUACAGUCUGCGGAGAUCCCUAAAGCCAGGCGGAAGCGCUACAUUUCGCAGAAUGACAUGAUCGCCAUUCUUGAUUACCAUAAUCAAGUUCGGGGCAAAGUGUUCCCACCAGCAGCAAACAUGGAAUACAUGGUCUGGGAUGAAAAUCUUGCAAAAUCUGCUGAGGCAUGGGCAGCCACUUGCAUUUGGGAUCAUGGACCUUCUUAUUUGCUGAGAUUUUUGGGUCAAAAUCUAUCUGUACGAACUGGAAGAUAUCGCUCUAUUCUCCAGCUGGUCAAGCCAUGGUAUGACGAAGUGAAAGAUUAUGCCUUUCCUUACCCCCAGGAUUGCAACCCUCGCUGCCCUAUGCGAUGCUUUGGUCCCAUGUGCACUCAUUACACACAGAUGGUUUGGGCCACUUCUAAUCGAAUAGGAUGUGCGAUUCACACGUGCCAAAACAUGAACGUCUGGGGAUCUGUAUGGCGACGUGCAGUGUACUUGGUCUGCAACUAUGCUCCAAAGGGUAACUGGAUUGGAGAAGCACCAUACAAAGUAGGAGUGCCGUGCUCAUCGUGUCCUCCGAGCUAUGGGGGAGCCUGUACUGACAAUCUGUGCUUUCCAGGAGUGACGUCAAACUACCUGUACUGGUUUAAAUAAGCUUAUCCUUUUUCCUCUGGGAGAUACAUCGGUUUUUGGACUCAUAAGCAUAUAUAUAUAUUGAAGUUUGAACAUAUUAUACAUAUUUUAUUAUAAUCCUGUUCUCAUUUUAAUGGUCAGUUGUCUGGUCUUUGUCUAGGGUGCUAAGUCUUAGAUACAAGCAAAACAUCAAUUCUACUUUUCUGACCUUAAAUUUAAGUUAAAAUAUUGUAUAUGUAGCGAUGACAUAGUUGUUUCAUCCAAUUCCGAAACCUGCAUUCCAGGGAAAUUACGUUAUUAUGUCCCUAAGGAAUGAAAUGUAUGUUCAAGCUGUAAUAUGUGUGUAUUCAUAUGUAUACAUAUAUAUAUGUAUGCACACACAUAUGAUGUGUGAUGUGACACACAGACAAUACUAUGUGAUAGUUAAUAAGGAAAAUGAAAAAUAUAUUUGGGUUUAUGGGACUCUUUCAGGAUCAUUUCUACCCAAGAAAGGAUAAUUUGCAACUCAGUAAUAUUUGGAAAUAAUUUAAUUAAGCAAGAGUAGAAUUUGUUCUGGAGAUACUUUAUUUUAUUUGGGUCUACAAAAUAUAUUCUGAAUUUAUGGAAGUUUCCAUAACACACCUUUUGCUUAGUUUCAUUUUUUUUGAAUAUGUCAAUCUGUUGAGUAGUUACUUUGACUAAUUCACUUUGCUGGUUAUGUUCUGAUAAUGCAAAGAUGAUCACAUAUGAUUCCUGCCUUUGAGAAGUUGUCAGAGAGGUCCACAAAACAGCAGAGCCUAGUAAUUGGGUUAUAAAUUAUUUGUAGCUAAUCAUUUUUCAUAAAUCUUGAGGAACAGACAUAGUAACCACUUACAGGUGGAGUGGACAGUAACUGCUUCUGUCUCACAUGUAAAGUAUCUGUUUCCCAGGAAACUCCAAUAUUUAAAUGAGAUAUGGAAGGUCUCAUAGUUAUAGUGCUGUGAAUAGACACCACGGCCAAGGAAGCUUACAAAAAGAUAGCAUUUAAUUGGGGUCUUGCUUACAGUUUCAGGGGGUUAGUCCAUGAUCAUCAUGGUGGGGAGAUGGAGGCAGGCAGGCAGGAGGCAUGGCACUGGAGCAGGAGCAGAGAGUUUAUACCCUGAUCUGCUGGCAGGAGGCAGGGAGAAUGAGACUGGGCCAGACCUGGGUUUUUGAAACAUCAAAGUCAACCCACAGUGACACACUUCCUCCAAUAAGGUAACACCCUCUCCAACAUGGCCACACCUCCUAAUCCUUCCCAAACAGUCCACCAAGCAAAACCCUGUACUCAAAUAUAUGAAUCUAUGGGAGCCAUUAUCAUUCAAAUCACCAAACCAUGUAAGAAUCAACAACUUCUCAGAGAUUUCUGAAGAAGAAUAGGCUAGGCUGAAAACAAGAUCCUCAGAAUACUGACAAGGUCCAAGAGAAGUAAGAGGUAUGAAUAAUCACAGAAUUAGCAUGUUGAUACAAAAAGACCAGGCAGAAGGCUACAGAAGAGUUUAACACAUCUUGGGACCCAUUAACAAAAGUUGAAGUAUUAUAAAGAAAUGUGUAGGAUGAGGGCACAUUCAUCUCAUUGUUUUCUCUGCUAUUAAUUGGAGGUCAAUCUACCUAUUAUAUUGAGCUUUUGAAUAUCAUUGUCAAGAUCCUCCAUCAAUACCACAUGUAGUCAAUUUUCUUAAUAUAGUCCUCCCUCGAUGGAUGUUUUUCAAAGAACAAAUUAUGAAACUUUAUUUUUAUAGAAGAGUAAUUUUCAGUUCCUCAUUAACUUUGUUUAUGAAAAUCAAGUAAAUCAUUACAAAAACUUCUCUCAUGAGAUUAGGAAAUACAUGUCUUAAUUUACAAAAUCAUUUUCAGCGAGGACAAUACAAUAUCUGGGCCAAGACAUAGAGCAAAUUAUAUUUCAAAUGUGUGUGUGUUUGUGCGCACACACGUGAGCAUGAGUAUAGACUUACAGAGCAAGUAAACAUGGUCAUUUUAGAGAGCAAACAUUUAGAGAAGAAAGCUACUUUUUAAAAUUCCAUACACAGCUGCAGUUUCUUAGGUGGAUGCAUUGAAAGAUGGCAGAUAGUUAAUUAGAUCCAUUCAAUGGGAGAAGAAGCCACCAUCUGGAUCCUGGGCCUACUUGCUGGCAAACAAAUGGUCUAAUUACUUUUAAACACUGACAAUUGGAACAAAAUGUUUUGUUAUUAAGUGACCCUGCCUUGUGGAAACAUAUAUGGGCCUUAUUUAAAUAAGUAUUUCAGAAAUACAAUAGAGAACAGAAGUAUUAUAUAAUAUAGAGUUGAUCCAAUUUUCUUUUCUUUCUUUAAUUUUAUUUCCCUUGAGGACGUCUCACAUAUCCCAGAUUGACCUUAGACUCACUAUGUCAUCAAGAAUGACCUGACUCCCAAUCCUCUUGCCUCUAACUCUCAAAUACUGGAUUUUCAGUGUGUGUCACCUGGCCAUUGGAAGGAAUUUCAUUUUGAUGAUACCAGCUUGACUCAUCCAAGAAUGUUUUCAUCCUUAAUAUUACUGAAGUAAAAAACUAUAUAAACGGAAGUUUGUAGCUCUCAUUUCCAGGUUUCUUUCUGUCUUGCAUGGGUAAUUGAGUUUCUCAGAUUGAAGGAAUAAUAACGAUAUUUGAUAUGUAGUUCACAGACUUACCCAUGAAUGUUAGUUAAUUCACCAUAUUAACAGAAAUUUAUGAAUAUUAAUAUAAUCACUGCCAGAACUUCUCUUUGGCAUGAACUCCAUGUGAUUCAUUUUGUUUAUCAGAGUAUAUUAUUCAGUGGCUAUAGUGUAAUAAAUGUUUAGUUCAGUGGAGUUUUCAGAAUUAAUUAAUUUAAAAAUCUAAGCUUGAAAAGUUGAAACAAAUUCUGCUUUUCUAGUCUUUUAAAGACCCUAAAUCAUCUAAAAUACAAAGGUUUGAAUGUAAAAAACCCUCAAAUAAACCAUCAAAAAUACGAAAUUGAAACUAAGGUUGGCAGGCUUACAAAACAACUCUUUGAAAACUGCAACCAGAACCAGUAGCUUCUUCAUAACUUCACACCUAAGCUGAAAGUACAACGGGUAUAUGCGCCAUUCUGUCUGUAAUUUUUAAUGUUGGUGUAUAAAACGACUAUGUGAAGUAUGUUCCUCCCUGGGCUAAUGCAAAUGAUAGUUUGCUUGUAUCAAUGUGGCAUCAUACAUUUUCACAGGGGUGCUAGGUGAAUGGGCUUGCACUGUAAUUCUCAGAGGCAGGACAGGCCUGGCUGUAAACUGUUUUACAGCUUUAAAUAGUCAGCAUUAAAGUUUUUAGUUUGAAAUUUUUCAUUAAAAUAAUGAAAAAUUUAUUAAAAUUUAUUAAAAAAUAAUAUGACUGAUAGCAUUGAUGUCCCCCAGUGCUGUUUAUUUUUUUAGUAGUAAAGUAACAUUUUGCUACACUAUAUAUUUUUUUUUGCUUUCACAUGGGAAAAACAACUAAAAUGAAAUCCACGAUUUUGCUACAAAAUUGAUGCACUACUUUCUAGGAAUGUAUGUGAACUGUGUAGGUGUGGUCUUAGCAUUCUUGUAAUGAUAGAUUAGCUUGCUUUAAUAACAUAGGAGCUGAGGUUAUCCGUUCUAUUGUUUUUGCUUUGGGCAUCAUCACGGCUGUGGCCCGUUAAAGCUUUGGUAGAAGUUUCGACUGGCUCCACUGUCACCAGCACUGAAUUCUAGUUUCUAUGCAGCCCUAGCACGGAGCAGACCACGAAGGAGGACAAGUCCAGACAAUAAAGCCUAUUCUGAAUAUUUUAAUUGAAACAAUAUAUUUCCCAUACUUUUAUACUAAAUAAACCCAUGGAGUCUACACUACUAAAUCAAGUGCCUAUUUAUACCAUUUUAAGUGUUUUGAGUUUAUACCUUGCUUGAUAAAUAAUGCAAAAAUAAAUGGCUGAGCUGAAUAUUUUCCUGCAGGCAAAGCAAUGCUGAACCCCUGGGCUGUCUUUCCCCUUAGGUUUCACAGUAUCAUAGGAUGCGAAUCUUAACAUAGAUGGAAGACUAUCCUACUGAAGUAUUUAGGGGGGAAAAAGUUAUAUUUCUAAUGGUUGCUAAUAUUGUCUUUGUUUUUAUGAAGGUUUUACAUUGUUAUAUUUGUGGGUGAAGACAUUUAAAUGAAAAUGCCUUUUUUAAGUUGUGUCAUGGCUCAACUUCUAAAUGUAAAAUGUUGAUUAAAAUUGAGAAAAUUUAACAAUUCACUGGUUAAAGGUGCUGAAAAAAUACAAUCACCAUAUGGUUACAAUUUUGAGGUUUCUUUGAAACUACAGUUGCUAUUAUUAAGUGUGAACUACCAAUAUUUAUUCUGGUGCUAAAUACAUGGUGCUAAAUGAAUUGUUAGUGUCAACAGUUUUAAAACUACUCCUUUUAUCCACUAAAUUCUUGAUUCAGAAGUAAUAGCAAAAAUUCUAUCUUAUCUUCACCAAUGUAUGACCGUUGAAUCUGUUUUCUUUGUUUAACAAUACAAUGUUAUUACACGUAAAUAUAUUUCAAAUAUAUUUUCUUUAGAAGUGAUUGGCUUCUUCAACUGGGUAUUCUUUCCUUUGUGUGUGUGUGUGUGUGUGUGUGUGUGUGAGAGAGAGAGAGAGAGAGAGAGAGAGAGAGAGAGAGAGAGAGAGAGAGAGAGAGAGAGAGAGAGAGAGAGAGGAGAGAGAGAGAGAGAGAGAGAGAGAGAGAGAGAGAGAGAGAGAGAGAGAGAGAGAGAGAGAGAGAGAGAGCUGAAAGUUAAGAAUACCCCUGUGUUAACCAUGCUGCAGGCCCUGGCGCCCUCUGGUGUUUCUAAAUACAAAUUUUUAGUGACUCAUAAACCUUUGGUAAAAGCCCUUUGUGCAUAGUGAAAAUUUGCCUUGCACUGUCCUGGAGUUUUUCUCCCUAAAUAUUCCAGCAUUAAAACCACAAUACAGCAAGCUGGACUCUAUGGACACCUUCCUAAGAGGUGGAGAAGCCAAUGCAUCCUUCAUUCAUUUACUUCUUUUUAUUACAUGAUUGUCUACUAUAAGGUGCUUAAAUUUUGGAUUUGUUUGUUUUUAGAAAACAAUUUAUUAUUGUGUCUUAUUUUAAGGAGUGGUUGUUUUAUUUAGCUUAGGGUACAACAUAAAAGGAUAACAUUUAAAAUAGUCACUAGUUACAUAUAUAACAGAGUGGUCCACUUCCAUUCUGAUCUAUGACUUGAUGUGUUAUGCUUUUAUACUAUUGAAGUAAUAACAUUUUAUUAUCAUUCUAAAGGUGAAAAUUAAGAUGCUAGUGUUUUGGUAGAUUUCAUAAGUUAUCUUAAAGUGUCAAAUAAAUUCUCCUGAGGUUAUUUUCAAAUUUGUUAAAGCACGGAGACCUCUUCAAUGAUCUAAAUCAUACACAAAGCUCAAAAAUACAAGAAACCUAACAUGGACACACUCUCUCCAGAUCUAGUGCCCAGAAACUUUCUUUCCUGCCCUAGGAUUCCAUUAAACAAAAUAAUAAUACUCAGCUAAGUCAGUCAACUAAUUCACUCUAAAACAAUCAGCAAAUGAAAGCGCAAAAUUUGAAAGCCUAAAGUGUUUCUGGAGUUCUUUUAGAUAACCACUUUCUCUCUGAAUGUUCUGGCAACCUAUUAGUUCUGAAGGGAACCAAACACUGGGCUCAUUUUGUUCCUGGCUAAUUAUUACAGCAUUUGUGGUUUGUUAAUGUUUACGGUGGAUUUUGGUAACAUAAUAUGAAUUAAAUAAAGAUGGUGCAUACAUAUAUGAAGAGUGUGUUUUUUAAAAAAUAUGUUAAUCUUUCAAGUAUUUAUAUAAUCCUAAAAUUCAAUGUAUCAUUUCAGAAAUUUUAAGCAUUAAUUUGGAUGGUUAUAAUUCAUUUUGUAGUGCUGUGUUGGUAGAAAGGUGACCCUUUAUGUUGUGAAAUAUUGUUAUGAAUGGAUAUGUAUUUAACCUCUGUCCCUAAGAAACAUAGCAAAUGUAGCUUUUUUUAGCCAUACUGUAUUAUUUUUUCCAAUAAAAUAUUAUUAUUCAAUA